AUGGUUGAAGUUACCAUAUACUUUCAUCAUGGUGGUGAGUGGCUAACCAGUCCAGAACCACAUUAUGAUAGAGGAUGUGUGACUUAUUGGAAAGGGUAUGAUCCUGACCUAAUAUCUUUUAUUGACUUAGUGAAUGAGUACAUUAAUAAGUUAGAUUUUGUUGGUGUGCAAGAACUUAUUGUACUUGCUCCAACUGGGAAAUAUUUUGAAAUAAUAGGUGAUGAGGGAGUUAAGACCUUAACAUCUUUUAUCUCUACUGAGUAUAAAUCUAUUCACUUGUUUGCUACUGAAGAUUGUGAAUUGUCUGUUGAUGUAACUGAUAUUAUCAUGCAUGAUGGGUCAUUUCUACUUUCACCAAUUGUUAAUGAGGGCACAGACUGUAGUGAAAGUGAAGAUGACAGUAAUAAUGGAAUGGUGUUUAGUUGUUCAGAUUAUGAUAGAGAUGAAUUAGAAAAUUUUGUUACUAAAAAAAAGAGGAAUAUAACUGAUAGUUUGCAAGAUUAUAAGGAGAUUGUUAAGGGUAUGGCCUUCAAGGACAUAGCUGAAGCAAAACAGUUUUGUAAACUUUAUGCUCUAGCUAAGAAGGUAGAACUAGUUGUGGUGAAAAAUCAUAUAGAGUGUGGAACAGCAUAUGAUAACUCUUUAGUAGAUUACUCAACAAUAGCCUUGUAUUUUAAGGACAAAUUGCAAAGUGACCCCAAAUACAAGGUCAAAGAAAUGAAGGCUGAUUUACAUAGAGUUUUUGAGCUAAAUGUAAGUGAAGCAAAGUGCAAGAGAGCCAAAAAAGAGGUAUUGGAGAGUUUAGAAGGUAGCUUUGUAGACUCUUACAAUAAGUUAAAGGGUUAUGCUACUGAAUUGAGAAGUUGUAAUACAGGGUCUGACAUUGUGAUAGAUUUGUCUAAACAGGCACUAUCUAAUGGUAAGAGAAAAUUUCUUAGGAUGUAUAUCUGCUUCAAGGCAAUGAAGUUGGGUUUUAAGUCUGGGUUAAGACCACUUAUUGGGUUAGAUGGUACAUUCCUUAAAGGGAAAACUAAGGGACAGGUAUUGUGUGUUGUUGGUCAAGACAGUAAUAACUCUUUCUACCCUCUAGCUUGGGCUGUGGUAGAUAAAGAGACUAAGAGAACUUGGACAUGGUUUAUGCAACAUUUGCAACAUUCACUUGAACUUCAAAAUGGUGAAGGACUGACAUUCAUAUCAGAUAUGCAGAAGGGGCUGCUUGAAGCAGUAAGGACAGUCUUACCUGAAGCACAUCAGAGAUAUUGUGCAAGGCAUAUUGAGGCAAAUUGGUGCAAAAGAUGGGGUAAAGGUGAGCUGAAAAAGUUGCUAUGGUGGGCUGCAUGGUCAUCAUUUACAGAGGAGUUUGAGGACCAACUUCAAGAGAUGAAGGAAGUUAAUGGAGAGGCUGGACAGGAUUUAAUAAACAAGUAUCCUCCCAAAACAUGGUCCAGAGCUUAUUUAGAUACAGUGUGCAAAAAUCAGGCUAUGGACAAUAACUUUACUGAAUCAUUCAAUGCCUGGAUACUUGAAGCAAGGUACAAGCCAAUUAUUGGAAUGUUGGAAGACAUCAGGGUCAAAACAAUGGAGAGGCUGGCAGCAAAAGAGGUUGCUGUGAGAAAGUGGAAAGAUGAUGGAUUUAGUCCCAAAAGUGAGUUGUUGUUUAUUCAGUAUUUGAAGAUUUCCAAGGUUUGUAAGGUGAGUGGCAAUAGGGAUAAUGGCUAUGAGGUUACUGAAGGUGCAGAUAGACACAUUGUCAACUUAAGAGAUAAAAAAUGCACAUGCAGAACAUGGGAUCUGACUGGAAUUCCAUGUCCACAUGCAAUUAAGGCCAUGGAGCACAAGAAAAUGAUACCAAAGAAAGAAAUUCAUUGGUAUUAUAGUAAAGAGGCAGCAUUGGCAGUUUACAAACACAAGUUACAACCUAAUUGGUCAAGCUUGUUGGUAGACCUAAGCUUAUGA
This is a messenger RNA of Solanum verrucosum, 1956 nucleotides long. RefSeq lists its product as uncharacterized. Lineage: Eukaryota; Viridiplantae; Streptophyta; Magnoliopsida; Solanales; Solanaceae. The record is from RefSeq and is a predicted model, not a curated record. Gene Ontology annotation, molecular function: zinc ion binding; transposase activity; DNA binding. The coding region runs from base 1 to 1956 and encodes 651 amino acids. The transcript has 4 exons. Gene Ontology annotation, biological process: DNA transposition.